Messenger RNA from Polychytrium aggregatum, 4255 nucleotides. RefSeq lists its product as uncharacterized. Bases 93 to 4124 code for a protein of 1343 amino acids. The transcript has 8 exons. NCBI's taxonomy places the organism in Eukaryota, Fungi, Chytridiomycota, Chytridiomycetes, Polychytriales. The record is from RefSeq and is a predicted model, not a curated record.
CUACUUUCAGCCAGUCUCCGGCCAGAAACGCCCUGCUCGCCUGUUCGAUCGUUAAGAGAGCCAGCUCUGGCCCGCACUUCCUCCAGCCGUCAAUGAAUUCUCGCAGUUCCAAACACAGCAUGUCUGCCCUGUCUGUCGUUGUCAUAGAGUCACUGCCUGCCGGCAAAGACCGUGCUGAUCUCCUGGACUACGUUCGCUCCAACUUUCAAAAGGGCUUUGAGCGGCUCAUCUUCGAGCCCAACGGUCUCUGUCUGAUGUUGUUCUCCAACGCCGAGUAUGCCCAGCAGUUCAUCGACACCACCCAGCGAUCGACCUCCAUCGCUGCCGACUUUUGCCCGCCUUCCUAUCCCGACCUGGCCCGUCUUCUCGAUCAGAGAAACCAGCGAAGCACCCGGAAUCCCUCCAACCCAGUCCUACGCAUUCCAUUGGCGGGUUUGGGAUCCACAACCUCGGAGCUGGAAAAGAUCAUGAAGUGCUAUCGCGGCUAUGAGUACUUCCAGAUCCUCGAGGAUGAGGAUACCGAUCUCUCGCCAGAGGAGCAGUCCCAGCGAAGCCUCGCCGCCGUCUCCGAGUCGCCCUAUGUUUCCUUCCGUGAUCUCUUUUGCGCUGAAAACGCCUUGGCCGACAUCCAAAAGUUCACCAACAUCACCGCCAACUUUGCCCUCAACCCGGAACGCAUCCGCAGACUCGUCCCCGAGGCCGCCACAACCGUCGGCGCCACUCCGAUCGGGAGUGCCCCGGAGCGAGCCGGCAGAUUGGCCAUCGACCUCGACCUAUGUGUGUGGCUGGUCGUCUCCAAGAUCCCGGACGAUGUCUCGGUCUCGACCCUGCGCCAGCACUUUGCUCGCAUCCCGGGCUUUCUCUUGCUGUCGUUCCAGCCCUCGACCUACCUCCUCGCCUUUUCCAACGCUCAGACAGCCGAGAAGGCCAUCCAUCAUCUCCAGACCAACACCCGCAUGGAGGUGCGCUACGCCGAGCCAAGAGAAAAGGACGUCUUCAAACUGCCGCAUAUGCGUCGGCCCGUUCCCGCCACAGCCGCACUCUACAUCCGCAUCCAGCAGUGGAUGCCUCACAAGCGAUUCUCGGAGCUGCUCCGGGUUUACCCUGGGUUCGAAGAUGCCCGACACUUCAAGGAUCACAUCAUCACUCGCUUUGCCACCCCGGAUGACGCUACCAAAGCCCUCGAGGACCUCGAAGCUACCACCGAUCUCUUUGUCGACUACUCGAGCAAGGGUGAGCGGCUCAUGCCUCUGAACCGCGACGACCAAAUGUCCAGCAUGCAUCCACACUUUGGCCCGCAGUCGCAGUCGCAGUCGCAGCCACAGCUGCAGUCACAUCUUUCCAUGGGCCACGGCGGCUCUGGCCCGGUUGUACGCCCGCGAAGCGCCAGUAAUACCUCCAUCAACUCGGUCUCGCAGAGCAGAGCGACCGUUGGCCCAGUCCCGACGAACAUGGCCCAUCUGGGCGUCGGCUCGCAGAUUGACAGGCAGCCAGGGUCGGGCCAGAACCAGGCACUGCUCAUCGCCGACGCCGCUCUCCUUCGAUUUAAUCUGCGCGAGACGCUUGGGUCGCUUGACGGCUUUGAGCGAUUCUCUAUCCAUGAAGACGGCGUCUAUGUCUGGUUUGUGACGCGCGAGCAUCUCUCUGUGGCCCUCGGUCAGAUCGAGAACGAAUGGAACAUGAAUGUGGCUGCGGUCGAUCGAUCUCGCCCAAGAGACCGCAACCAGUACCAGCACAACGAAGUCGCCUCGAGCUCUCUCUUCAUCCGGAAUGUGCCUGGCCUUUCUCGAGAUAUGCUGCAGAUGAUCAUCGAGAGCUACCCGGGCGCCCAGACAACCCGCUCAACGCUCAUGUACACCAUCGUGGACUUUUGCGAUCACGAGUCCGCUAAACGAGCUCUGCUGGAUCUGCGCAGAACAACCAACAUCAAGGUUGAGUACUCCAACCGCCCGGCUCAUAACUCUGGAUACGGCGCCGACCCCGCUGGCAACACCGGGCCUGUUGUUUCGGUCGUGAGCUCGGCCUCUCUUGUCAACCCAGCCUAUCACGCUGCCCCAUCGGCCCAUGCCAUGUAUGUGAUGGAUAAGAGUGGUCCGAGCGGGCCCAGCUCUGACAACAGCCAGACUCCCGAGCCCACGACACCUUCGGAUGCGCAGGGAUCUGUUGGAUCCCUCUGUACUGCCCACCUCUGCAAUAUGGACGGCAAGGACAAGGCCGAUAUCGUCUCGGUCGCCCGCCGCCUGCCUGGAUUCGUUCGACUGUCGUUCUCGGCCGGGGCUCCAGGCGUGUAUAUGGUCUUCCAAGAUGCUCAUCACUGCAACGAAUCAAUCGAGAGCCUUCAGCAAAUGUGGAAGAAGCUCACUGCCACCUUCGCCAAGAGAGAGCCUGAGCUCAAGCCUGUAGAUAUGAACGCACCCCGCGCGUCGGUCUUGACAAUCGGCGGCACUGACUGGACUCUGGGCGAGCUGGAAAAGUAUCUCUCUGGAUUCCCUGGGUUCGAGCGAGUUGAGAGGGACGACAGCAACUACUGGGCCUACUUUCAGGAUGUCGACUCGGCGAGCGCCUGCCUGAUGGAAGCCAACUUCAAAGUCAACCUUGGAGCCACGUUUGCAUCGUCUCCUCGGGCACCGCCCAUCAAGCCCGGAAAGCUCACAAUCAACACGGCCAACGCCGGUCUGACCGGAGGCAUGGUGGGAAUGCCAAUGCCCCAGCGGCCGCUUGCUUUCCACCCGAUGGGCGUGGUUGCUGGUGCCCCCUUGCCGUACUUUGCAUCCCCGUCUCCAAGCAAUGCCGGCGGCAAGCACCACGGCAGCUGGGGAGACCCACCACAGUUCACCAGGCUUGGAGCUCAGGCGCCUCCAAACAUCCCCAUGGGCAUGUACAAUAUGGCUCCGCUGGGGCGACCUGGGUUCCCUGUUUAUGCCGGCGCCAAGGCUGGAUACGAUGCACCCAACUACAUGCAUCCAACCAGCGUCACGGGCUACAGCGCAGAGCUUGCUCCGGUCUAUCUCAAACCCGGACAAGGUCCUGUGUAUCCAGGAACCCGCACCCCAGCCCCCGGCGAAGAGCCCAGAGACCACAGUACCGGACACCUCAAGGGCAACGUCAUGGUCUGCUCAAACCUGCUCACGGUUGCCCCCUGUCAAUUCUUUGAUGAAAUGGAGCUGCAGAACUUUGUGUGUCAACUACCGGGUCUCGAAGAGUACUUUGUCGAGCGGCACCUAGACCAUCUCAAGCUCCAUCUUCGGUUCGCCGGCAUCGAUACAGCGAUCAAGAUCAUGCAAACAGGCGAGUUCCAGAACAUGAUCAGCCGCUUGUCUGGUGGAUUAGGAACUGCUCAGUUCCGAAGUCGCAACGAGGCACCUCUGGAUUGGUUUGAACACGUGCAAGAAGAGUUCCACGAAGAAGGCAGUCAGAAUGCCAACAUUGCGUCGAUGGCGACGAACUGCAAGCUCAACCCGGAUGCUGCCCCAUUUGACUUUACUUCACAUGAAAACUGGGCGAUGGCCGCCUCUGGACAGCCUCAUGCAUCCCAAAAGCCCUCCGUUGCUGCAACUUUGUCUGCCCAGGAAGAUGGAGAGCUUGGUCGAGACGCCGCCACACUUUCGUACGGCUCUCGCUCGUUGCCGUCAAGGAACCAAGCGAGCAAGGAGCACGCUGCUUGGGAGGGUGGCUGGGAAUCGGUCGGCUCCAAGCGCGGCAAGAGCAUCAUUGGCGAUGUCCAGAAUGCAAUGGCAAGCAUGUCCAUUGGCCCAGCAGACUCGACAGGCGUCACCCAUCGAACCAACCUAUCGGAUGUGUUCCAACCCUUCCAGCACGGCACUGAGAUCGAUCAGAGCAAAGCCGAGAACGGCACCGAGUCAAGCCAAGCGCUCACAAAGCAGUGUGAGCAACUCAAGGCAGCCCUCGCCACCCAGGCCCACAAAGCUGGCCAAGCAAGCAGCCGCCUGGAUCAGAUCCUCGAGUUCUUCAAAAUCGAGCCGCAGCCCAGUGGCAUCGAGAGCGACAACCAUGCUACCCAGGAACCUGGAUCUGGGCCCAGGCGUUUGCCCAUCGACGAGCUCUCCGAGAAACUGGAAAGGCUUUGGGUGCACCUGCAUGGACCGACUGAGAAGGACGAAUAACCCCGAGGGAGAACUGGCGGCUUUGCCGCAAUCGAUAGGAAGCUCAUGCUGACUUUGAGGCGUUCCCCCAUGUCCCGGAGUGAUUCUGACAAUUUGGUAUUCUUGAAGAGUAGUGGCUCAGAGCGAGUGGU